Molecule: messenger RNA, 1570 nt
Organism: Gavialis gangeticus (Gharial)
Lineage: Eukaryota; Metazoa; Chordata; Crocodylia; Gavialidae
Gene: EIF2S1
Product: eukaryotic translation initiation factor 2 subunit alpha
Exons: 9
Coding region: 92-1039 (315 amino acids)
Cellular component (GO): eukaryotic translation initiation factor 2 complex; multi-eIF complex; eukaryotic translation initiation factor 2B complex
Molecular function (GO): RNA binding; ribosome binding; translation initiation factor activity
Source: RefSeq, a predicted model, not a curated record
GAAGGGGCGGGUGUGCGCCUGCGCAGUGUUGGGCGGACACGAACGGAGCGAGACCCCGAGACCGGCCAACGUCCCCCGCGNACCCGCCAGAAUGCCUGGACUAAGCUGUAGAUUCUAUCAACAUAAAUUUCCAGAGGUGGAAGAUGUAGUAAUGGUCAAUGUUAGGUCCAUUGCUGAAAUGGGAGCAUAUGUCAGCUUACUGGAAUACAACAACAUUGAAGGCAUGAUCCUCCUUAGCGAGCUGUCCAGAAGACGUAUCCGCUCCAUAAACAAACUCAUCCGCAUCGGCAGGAAUGAAUGUGUUGUGGUUAUAAGGGUUGACAAAGAGAAAGGCUACAUUGACUUGUCAAAAAGAAGAGUUUCCCCAGAAGAGGCAAUCAAAUGUGAAGACAAGUUCACAAAAUCAAAGACAGUUUACAGCAUCCUUCGUCAUGUUGCUGAGGUGUUGGAGUACACUAAGGAUGAGCAGCUGGAAAGUCUAUUCCAGAGAACUGCCUGGGUGUUUGAUGACAAAUACAAAAGACCUGGAUAUGGCGCUUAUGAUGCAUUCAAGCAUGCAGUCUCAGAUCCUGCAAUCCUGGAUAGUCUAGAUUUGACAGAAGACGAGAGGAAGGUGCUGAUUGACAACAUAAAUAGACGACUGACACCACAGGCAGUGAAAAUUCGAGCAGAUAUUGAAGUUGCCUGUUAUGGUUAUGAAGGCAUUGAUGCAGUGAAAGAAGCUCUGAGGGCUGGCUUGAAGUGUUCGACAGAGAACAUGCCCAUCAAAAUUAAUCUGAUAGCGCCUCCUCGUUACGUGAUGACCACCACAACACUGGAAAGAACUGAAGGCCUCUCCGUUCUGAAUCAAGCCAUGGCUGUCAUUAAAGAAAAGAUUGAGGAGAAGAGGGGAGUUUUCAAUGUGCAGAUGGAGCCUAAGGUAGUUACUGACACAGAUGAGACUGAACUUGCAAGGCAGCUGGAAAGGCUGGAGAGGGAAAAUGCUGAAGUGGAUGGAGAUGAUGAUGCUGAGGAAAUGGAAGCCAAAACUGAAGACUAAAAAUGUUGUGGGAUGAGUACAAUUUAAGGAUGAAAAAUUAAGGACCCAGAUACAGACACCAUGGACUGAAAUUUUCCAGUAUUGAAAACUCCAGAAGCAAAUACUUCCAAGUAUUUGACUAUUUGAACAGACCAAUGCAUAAAAUCCUGUAUAAAAUAGAGCUGCUUUAUACAGCAGGUUGUACAAAUUGAAUUUGUCAGAAAAAGGUGCCUGUUGUCACUAGAGACUCGAACUCUGUGGGCCAGAGAGGGGCCACAGACCUGCUUUAACAGUUUCAUAUCUAACAGCUCCAGACUAGGAGCUGUUUACAGCUCCCUGUGUCUGAGUGAGGCUUCCUGGGAACACCAAAACCAGGCAGUCUUCACCUUUCUGCAUAGAAUGUAUUCAAGCAAAUAAUCAAUAAAUUUCUGGAAUAUUUCACUUCAAGAUUUUUUUUUUCUUGUCACAUGUUCUUGAAUGUAGGGUCGUCAAGGGGGGCAGUGAAAGGGUGACUUUCUAUCAUGGCAGCAAUUUGUUUAAAUUUAUACAUCU